Pomacea canaliculata is the source of this 2757-nucleotide messenger RNA. RefSeq lists its product as uncharacterized. The transcript has 6 exons. The record is from RefSeq and is a predicted model, not a curated record. NCBI's taxonomy places the organism in Eukaryota, Metazoa, Mollusca, Gastropoda, Architaenioglossa, Ampullariidae. The coding region runs from base 1 to 2757 and encodes 918 amino acids. Gene Ontology annotation, molecular function: protein binding.
AUGAGAAGAAAUAUAAUAUCAUUGUUGGCACUACUAAGACUUUCUGUGGCAAUAGAUGGCGCCACAGACAGUGUGGAUGACACAGGUCGUCAGUUAUUUGGGACAGAGGACAAGACGAAGACAUCAAGUCUUCUGCAGGACUACACUGAACAUGUAGUUUACACAGACACUUCAGACAGUUCACGUGUGUGGUCUAGAGAUAGUCAUCACUACAGGGAUUCUGUUGUUAAGACCUCGUCUUCUACCGAAAUACCUACAGUAGUUUACGGUCAAAACGAAACUUUUGGACGACUUGAACCAGUUGAUGUUGACCUCCUGACCUGCGUCAUCCGAUCUCAGACUCAUCAGGUCAAAGGUAGCGAGGGCAGCAUCUCCAUGUCACUCAGACCGACCUCCGACACAGGACAAGACCAGACUUUUGUUCACUUCUGCAAUGUGGAGCUAACGGUUCCACCAAGCAUGGUGGCCUAUGUGAACGUGUCACAUACUCGUGAAGAGUGUAUCGAGUGUAUACGCCUAAUACUACGUGAUGAUGAGGGUAGUCUUCUCUUUUACGCAAGUCCAAAUUAUCUCCCGGAAAUAUUUUACACUUAUUCCAGAAGUCUUACAAUUCUGGUCAAAAUAAUCAGCCUCAGCUCAACCUUUCACCUUCUUUUAAAUUUCUCGGCUGUUCCAGAAACCAGUCGUCCACAGUUACUGGUCAACUUCACCUCCCCAAACACAGGUUAUGUAGAAACUCCGAACGUGGACUUCACGCCCUACACAAACUUUUGGGUACACCUGGUGGCGCCACUCAAUCACAUUGUCGUUAUAAGUUUUGAUGAUAUUGACAGCGCCUACACCUGCUUGAGCCGUUUUCCUGACCACCUGACUUUCCGUACAAAGAGCAGUUACAGAGAGUAUUCAAUAUGUUCCUUAGAAAUGAACGGUGACCUGGAUUUUUAUCCUGGUGAGAUGCUGAUGGAGUACAAAGUUUACUCUAUGACAUACGGUGGACAUUUUAAAAUGAUGUUUUCCUUCCACCACGUGUCGGCGCUGCCUGUGAAGUUGUCUGACGGCAGGUGGAACUGCUCGGCCGUGCGAUGGGAGGACAUGCAGCAUCACUUCCCGUGUAACUUUGUGUCUAACUGUGUGGGCGGCGAAGAUGAGGCUGGAUGCUGGUCAGGUGACGGCACGUGCGGCGCUGGACAAGUCGAGGUGGACGGUCGCUGCUUUACUUUCACGCACGUGGUGGAGGAAGACCUUUCCUGGAAUGAUGCGAACCGUUGGUGUCAGGAGCGUAAACAACAGCUCGCCAGUUUUAGUGCCAGAACAGUGUGGGACUUCUUUAUGGAGUUUUUCAAUCAUUUAACAGAUUCUUCAAGAAUUUUCGUUGGAGUUAGGUUCGCGCCGUCAUCUUUACCUCCAAUAUAUCGAAAGAGUUGGAUGUGGUGUGACGAGACCAUCGCUCAUGUCUUGGAACUAAAGAACCUGGGACUCAGAAUGCCCAACGACAACUGCGUGGUGACCACAAGUUACUCGAUGCGUAGUGUCUUGCUUAGAGGGCAUCUAACGGUCACAUCAUGUGAACAAACACUUCCUGUCUCCUAUCACUUAUGUGAGAUCCAGGGAACACCAAGUAUGUACCCUGCUCUCCAGGCACCAGAUGUCCACGUGACACAACCCACGUCCAGACUUUCUAAGCCAGGGUACAUCCUGUGCCCUGCUAACCACUUCACGCACGUGUUUCUCGCCUGUGACGUCACCUCUAACUGCUGGAGCAAGACAGAUGGCGCCACGUACUACUGCUCGCCACCACUGACGUCACUUCCUCCUCUCUUUGAGUGUGCUGAUAUACAGCAAAGUGUACCAUACACUUUAGUAUGCGAUCAUCGAGCUGACUGCCUUGAUGGCAGUGAUGAAAACAUUUGCGUCUUUCCUCGCUGCGACCUGGACUCACCUUUUCGAUGCAGUGACAGAAGGUGUGUACAGGCGAUCGAGCGUUGCAAUGGACAAGUGGACUGCGAUGACCAAGCGGAUGAAGCAAAUUGCCUUGACAUGUUUAACGGUAUAGACAGAAGCAGAAAAUUACAGAACUCUUUCAGAAUUGAUAGUAAUUCAAAUGGACAGAUCGUAUACACCGAACUGUCACCAUUUUCUUGUCCCGAUUCGCACUUCGUGUGUCCAAGCCUUCACGAAGUGUGUCUGCCUGUCUACUUCCGGUGUAACGGAGUCAACGACUGUCCUGGUCUCGAGGACGAGGGUGCAUGUGACAGGUACACGUGUCCAGGCUUCUACCGUUGCCGCAAAACUCAGUCUGUUCGUGCUAAUUCUAUUUCUUCUUCAUGUUCGUCUAAAACUAUCAAAGACUUCAAUGUUGCACUACGCCUAAUGACUGUAGUGAUGUCGGACUUUCUGUGCUGGUUCCCUGUUGGUUUGAUAGGAAUCCUCGCUGCAAAUGAGUUUGCUAUUUCCGGAGAGGUCAAUGUGGGGUUAGCUAUUUUUGUUCUGCCCUUCAACGCCGCACUUAACCCGUUCCUGUACACCAUCAACAUCUACUUAGAGCGCCGACGAUGUAGAAGAGAGGAGGAAAGACAAAAGCGGAUCAUCGCUCAACUGAAAUUAAUAAACAGUUACACUGAAGCGCGGAAUUCAAAACUUAAACUUACAAACAACGAGGCUCUUGACCUCAUUAAGACGAUGCUUUCGGCCAAAGUUUUUUCUCCUGACGAGCUAAGAAACGUCAUUGAAGUAAACAGAAACACAGAAUCUGUUUAA